UUUUUUUUAUUUCCGCUGGCAGAGCCCGCGAGUACACACGUACCGGAGCAAGUAAAAACUUUUUGAACAAUUUUUUUAACAGUUUAUCAAAAAGUAUUAAUAAAAGACAUUCGGAAUGUCGAAUCGAGACGUGGUCAUAGUUUCGGCAGCGAGAACCCCGAUAGGAUCUUUUUGUGGAUCACUGUCUUCUUUGAAGGCAUCGGACUUGGGGAGCAUCGUAAUAAAGGAGUGUCUCACCAGGGCAAACUUGAAACCAUCAGAAGUAUCGGAAGUUAUUCUUGGACAGGCAUUAACCGCAGGGCAGGGUCAAAAUCCAGCUCGCCAGGCCUCUAUAAAAGCUGGUCUUCCUAUUACAGUACCGGCAUACCUCAUCAAUCUACUAUGCGGCUCGGGUCUCAAAGCUGUCUUCAAUGGAUACAUGACAAUAAAAAAUGGCGAGGGUGACGUCAUUGUAGCGGGUGGUCAGGAAGUUAUGAGCUCGGCUCCACACGCUAUAUAUUUGAGGAACGGUGUCAGAAUGGGAAAUGCUGGAAUGGUUGAUACCAUGAUUUUCGAUGGUUUGACCGAUGCUUUCACUGAUAUUCACAUGGGAAUUACUGCUGAGAACGUCGCUAAAAAGUUCAACGUCAGUAGAGAAGAUCAGGACAUUUAUGCCGCCGAAUCUCAACGAAGAACCGAAGCUGCUAUUGCCGCGGGAUUCUUCAAGAAAGAAAUAGUUCCUGUUGUCGUUGCUGGCAGGAACGAAUCGAUUACGGUUUCCACGGAUGAAUAUCCAAAACCUGGAACGACUGUCGAAAGUUUGACAAAGUUGCGACUAGCAUUCGUAAAAACCGAUGGUACAGUGACGGCAGGAAAUUCAUCAGGCGUCAACGACGGAGCCGCUGCGGUGGUAUUAAUGUCUGCCGAAUUGGCUGCUCAAAAAGGACUCAAACCCCUUGCUAAGAUUGUUGCAAUAGCUCAAACUGGUAUGGAGCCUGACAUCAUGGGAGUUGGACCAAUAUCAGCUGUUGAAUUACUCUUAAAGAAGGCAAAGUGGUCGAAAGAUGAAGUUGACCUUUUCGAAUUGAACGAAGCAUUUGCGGCACAGUCUUUGGCUUGUCUGAGAGGCCUUGGUCUUGACCCAGCCAAGGUCAACGUAAACGGUGGCGCAAUCGCCCUGGGACAUCCGAUCGGAGCUUCAGGAGCAAGGAUUUUGGUCACCCUUCUCCAUCUGAUGGAGCGAACCGGAGUCAAGAAAGGCGUUGCCUCUCUCUGCAUCGGAGGAGGAAUGGGAAUAGCAAUCGCGAUCGAAAGAUCAUAACGGCAGUUUGAAGUUUUUUAUCGUUAUCGUCGAUCGUCGCUCGUUUUUUUCAAAUAUUGUCUAUUUUCAAAAUAUUACCGAUUCCAAACCUUCUGGUUACAUCUGUGAGAAAAAUUUAUUCAAUUUUUUGCUUUUUUUUUCGAAUUGUGCAUCUUUGUAUGUAGGAAAAACAAUUUUGGAAACAAACAACGGAACUUUGAAAUUAUUAGACACUUUGCCGAGGCAGUGUGAUGAAAAUUUGUCAAACAUUAUUAGAAAACACCAAUUUUAUAUUCAGAAGCUGUCACUAUUCACAAGAAAAAUCUCAAUGACGAAGUAUUUCAAAGUAUUGUCUUGUUGAUUUAUUUAUGAAUCGUAAGGUGAAUUGUUGUAUUACAAACACAGUAUUUUUUGGGAUGCGGUGUCAGUACUAUUUUUAUAUAAAUAUAUAUGCGUAUUUUUAUUAUAUACGAGUAAAAACUCGAAUGUUUAUAUAAAAAUAAAGUCAUUUGAUAUCGAAAA
Molecule: messenger RNA, 1801 nt
Organism: Venturia canescens
Lineage: Eukaryota; Metazoa; Arthropoda; Insecta; Hymenoptera; Ichneumonidae
Gene: Acat2
Product: Acetyl-CoA acetyltransferase 2
Exons: 7
Coding region: 116-1300 (394 amino acids)
Biological process (GO): fatty acid beta-oxidation
Cellular component (GO): mitochondrion
Molecular function (GO): acetyl-CoA C-acetyltransferase activity
Source: RefSeq, a predicted model, not a curated record